Molecule: messenger RNA, 772 nt
Organism: Limulus polyphemus (Atlantic horseshoe crab)
Lineage: Eukaryota; Metazoa; Arthropoda; Merostomata; Xiphosura; Limulidae
Product: MAM and LDL-receptor class A domain-containing protein 1-like
Exons: 6
Biological process (GO): nervous system development
Cellular component (GO): membrane
Source: RefSeq, a predicted model, not a curated record
CUUGGCAGUACUUUCAAGAAACAACUCAGAUGUAGAAACAAUAUUAUGGUUAUGGUCCUAUUCUUCAGGUUUUCGAUGGCUUUACACUCAAUUAUCUGUAGACAGUGCUUCACUGAAAAAGGUUAUGUUUGUGGCUGAGGUAACAAGUGGAGGUGUUGCCUUAGAUGACAUCAGUAUUUUGUCAAAUGUUUGCCCAUCACAAGAAAUCUGCACUUUUGACUCAGAAGAUAUGUGCAACUACAGGCAAGAUCCAGCUAACUAUAUCAUCUGGGAGUUGAAAUCUGGCAGCAGUAGUGAUGUUCUGUUUAAUAUUAUUGAUCACACUACAAAGACUUUAGCUGGGAAUUUCUUGUACCUGAACCUGGAGCAAGCUGGCAAGGAAGGCAAAGAAGCUGGACAUUUGGCAAGAAUUUUUUCCCCAGUGUAUGAAGCAACUGAAGGAAGUUGUGUAUCAUUCUGGUAUCACAUGACUGGAGUAAUGAAGGAAAGUCUCAACUGUUAUCAGUACACUUCAUCUGGUUUGUCAGAUCCUAUCUGGAGCACUGAAGGUGAUCUUGGACAGUACUGGUAUGGAGCAAGUUUCUCCGUAUUAUCCCCUAAACUGCCAUGGCAGGCAGCAUUUGAAGUGCUUCUAGAUGAAAAAGAAAAGCUCAGGUUGCCUUGGAUGAUAUUGUAGUUACAGAAGGCUUUUGUCCACCACCAGGUUUCUGUGAUUUUGAAGGUGAAAAUUGUCUAUGGCAGAAUGUUCAUGAAAACAAAGGUUUUCUAUAUG